AUGAAAUUCGCCUCACCAAUAUUAUUCAGUCUUCUGAUUUGCCUCAAUUUCUACCUGCUUUUGAAAAUUCAGAAAAACGUGGCUGAAUCGAGAAAAUGCGAGAUUGGUGUCGAAAAUCUGGCGAACGUUUUGCGCGCUCAAAAAUCCACAAAUCUUGCUGAAAUUCUUGAAUUCGGCGGCGAAGACGGCGUGAAAAAUGACACCAAAACUGUGCAAACGCAACUUUACGCGUUGUAUUCUGGUGGUGGGCUCGGAAAUUUGCUAUUUGAAUUGACGGCACUUCGCGGUAUCGCCAGUUUGUUGACACGCCGUGCAAUUAUAAAUGUGGAUCGGAGGGAUGUUAUUGAUGUGUUGAUUGCCAAGGUUCAGCCGGUUUUUCCGAGGUUGAUUGAGCAAUUUGAAUUUAGGUUGAUUCCGGUGGGUGAAGUGCGCUCCAUUGAGAAUUUUUUGAAUUUUUCCUGAUUUUUUUUCAAAUGCGCUCUAAUGAGAAUUUUGAAUAAUUAAAGAAAAUUUGAGAUUUUUCCCGAUUUUUUGCAAGUGCGCUCUAAUGAGAAUUUUUUGAAUUUGUAAAGAAAAUUUUGAAUUUUUCCCGAUUUUUCAAAUGCGCUCCAUUGAGAAUUUUUUGAAUUUGUAAAAAAAAUUUGAGUUUUUGAAUUUUCGUGCCAAAUUUCACGUCAAAAUGUUCCUGGACUGAAAUUUUGCGCUGAAAAUCAUGAAAUUGAUGAUUUUCAGAAAUUUUCAGCAUUUCUAUGAUUUUCAGCGCGAAAUUUGGGUCUAGAACAUUUUUUCCAUGGAAAAAGUUUGAAUUUUUGAUUUUGCCGCUAAAUUUUCGUGUCAAGACAUUUCUAGACUGAAAUUUUACGCUGAAAAUUAUCAAAUUGAUGAUUUUCAGAAAUUUUCAGCAUUUCUAUGAUUUUCAGCGUGAAAUUUGGGGCGGGAACUUUUUUUGUUGGAAAAAAUUUGAAUUUUUGAAUUUUCCCGCCAAAAAAAUGAUUUUUUCCAGAUAUAUUUUUUUUUAUUAGCAAGUGCGCUCCAUUGAGAAUCUGAAGAUUUUUUGGCGGGAAAUUUGAAUUUUUCCCCGAUUUUUCAAAUGCGCUCCAAUGAGAAUUUUUUGAAUUAUUUCUAAAAAAUUUGAAUUUUUCCCGAUUUUGCAAAAGCGCUCCAUUGAGAAUUUUGAAAUAUUAAAGAAAAUUUGAAUUUUUUCCCGAUUUCUCAAAUGCGCUCCAUUGAGAAUUUCGAAAUAUUAAAGAAAAUUUGAAUUUUUCCCGAUUUUGCAAAAGCGCUCCAUUGAGAAUUUUGAAAUAUUAAAGAAAAUUUGAAUUUUUCCCGAUUUCUCAAAUGCGCUCCAUUGAGAAUUUCGAAAUAUUAAAGAAAAUUUGAAUUUUUCCCGAUUUUGCAAAAGCGCUCCAAUGAGAAUCUGAAGAUUUUUCAGCGGGAAAUUUGAAUUUUUAAAUGCGCUCCAUUGAGAAUUUGAAGAUUUUUCGGCGGGAAAUUUGAAUUUUCAAAUGUGCUCUAAUGAGAAUUUUUUGAAUUUUUUGAAGAAAAUUUGAAUUUUUCCCGAUUUUUCAAAUGCGCUCUACUGCUAACUUGGCGGGAAAACUCUAAAAUUCAAAAAAAUUUUGUCAGAAAUCCAAAAUCCGAGUUCUUGAAUCGAAUCUGGAGGCGUGCUGUAAAUUCGACGACCCGGAGCGAUUUUCGAAGAUUUCCGAUCCGAAUUUGUGGCUGCGCGGACACUAUUUUCAGGUUGGUCUGAAAUUCUGAAGGCUGAAAAUAUUUUCAGCUCAAAAAAUCUAGAAAUUCUGAAAUUUUCAGCCAAAAAUUUUCUUGCAGAGCUUCAAAUAUUUCGAUCAUUUGCGCGACAAAGUUCGAAAAUGGUUGAGGCCGAGUUUGAUGACGCAAAUUCGAGCCGAUUCGCUUUUGGAGGGCGAAUUUUUCAAGCAUUUCAUGUGGGUUACUGUAGAUUUUAUGUGGGUUACUGUAGGGAAAAAUCCACGUUUUUUGAUACCAAAUAAGUACAGUACUCCAAAUUUAAAGGAACAUAGUCAUGUUUACAUUCAAAAUAAUCCGCGAAAACGAAAAUUUUGAAUUUUUUAGCCUACAGUACUCCAAAUUUAAAGGAACAUAGUCAUGUUUACAUUCAAAAUUUCCCUAUUCUAUUCUUUGUUACAAUGAUCUCUGGCCAAAAAAACAAACAAAGAUUAUUGUUACAGUAUUUGCACACAUGUUCGACGUGGCGAUUUUACGACAGAUGGACUUCACAAACCGUCGGAUGGACGGUUUACAAGACUGGCCACCGAUUUUCUCGUCGAAGAAUGUGAGAUUUGGGCGGGAAAUUCGGAAAAUUCACGAAAUUUGGGUCCUGCCACGUUUUUCCGGGGUACUGUAGGUAGUUUUUGAGCUGAAAUCGCUACGAGACCUCAGAAUUUGGAAAAUUCGGGUCUUGCCACGAUUUUCCGGAGUACUGUAGGUGGUUUUUGAGGCGAAAUCGCUGUGAGACCUAGAAAUUCACAAAAUUCGGGUCCUGCCACGAUUUUUCGGGGUACUGUAGGUGGUUUUUGAGCUGAAAUCGCUACGAGACCAAAAAGUUCACAAAAUUCGGGUCCUGCCACGAUUUUCCCGGGUACUGUAGGUAGUUUUUGAGCUGAAAUCGCUACGAGACCUCAGAAUUUGGAAAAUUCGGGUCUUGCCACGAUUUUCCGGAGUACUGUAGGUGGUUUUUGAGGCGAAAUCGCUGUGAGACCUAGAAAUUCACAAAAUUCGGGUCCUGCCACGAUUUUCCGGGGUACUGUAGGUGGUUUUUGAACUGAAAUCGCUACGAGACCAAAAAAUUCAGAAAACUCGGGUCCUGCCACGAUUUUCCGGGGUACUGUAGGUGGUUUUUGAGCUGGAAUCGCUACGAGACCUCAGAAUUUGAAAAAUUCAAAAAAUUCGGGUCCUGCCACGAUUUUCCCGAGGUACUGUAGGUAGAUUUUAAGCUGUAAUCGCUUCGAGACCAAAAAAUUCAGAAAAUUCGGGUCCUGCCACGAUUUUUCGGAGUACUGUAGGUAGUUUUUGAGAUUAAAUUGUAUCGAGAGUGAUUUUUCGAAAUACAGUACUCAAUUUUAAAGGAACAUAGCAUUUCUUGUGGAAUUUUCAGACUACAGUAUCCUUAUAUUUAAAGGAACAUAUGAAACAUUGUUUGCAUGACAGUAGUUUAGGAACAAAAGUUUCUAGCCUACAGUACACUUUUCUUAAAGGAACAUGGUCAUUCUUGGUGUCAAAAAAUAGAGAUUUUUCAGACUACAGUAUCCUAUAUUUAAAGGAACAUAGCCCAAAUUUUUUGUAGAUCAAAAAACGCACGAAAAAGUGCACGUGGUGAUUCUUGGCAAUGAUCCAAUCUGGUCUCAAUCAAUAUUCUACGAUCGUGUCACCAAUAAAUCACUCCAGAAUUUCGCUCUCCCCUACAUUGAAAACUCCCCGCCAAAAAAUUCGCCAAAAUAUCAGGCCACAAUAACACCCACAUUGACCGCCGAAACAGAUUUGGCAUUUUCGAAUCGAUUUUGUGACGUCGUGCUGAUCACGGCGCCUUCGUCGACUUUCGGUUGGUGGCUGGCGUAUUUGGCGAAACCGGCGGCGCAGGUGUACUAUCGGAGUGUUGUUGAAUCAAGAGAUGGUGUGAUAAGGGAGAUGGUGGAGGAUGAUUUUUAUCCGCCAUCUUGGAUCAAAUUGGAAACUAGUAUGGGGGGAGAUCAAAUUAGACGGGCUAAAUUUUCAAUUGGACAUUGA
Messenger RNA from Caenorhabditis angaria, 3765 nucleotides. NCBI's taxonomy places the organism in Eukaryota, Metazoa, Nematoda, Chromadorea, Rhabditida, Rhabditidae. The record is from the annotation of a GenBank genome assembly.